Messenger RNA from Uranotaenia lowii, 414 nucleotides. RefSeq lists its product as uncharacterized. Gene Ontology annotation, molecular function: nucleic acid binding. The transcript has a single exon. The coding region runs from base 1 to 414 and encodes 137 amino acids. The record is from RefSeq and is a predicted model, not a curated record. Lineage: Eukaryota; Metazoa; Arthropoda; Insecta; Diptera; Culicidae.
AUGUACAUGGUGUGGCAAGCGAUCUGCUCUUGCGGAAAGCGGAGCGCCCCCUUUGUGACGACCGGCACGGUAAACGAGCAGGUUUACCUUAAGGAAUGCCUACAGAUGUGCUUACUAUCACUAUUGAAGCAGCCCGAGGGCCCGACCAUCUUCUGGCCGGAUCUCGCUUUGUACCACUGUUCAAAAGACGUGUUAGAGUGGUACGAAGCCAACGGGGUCACCUCCGUGCCAAAGGAAAUGAACCCGCCCAACGCGCCGGAGCUUCGCUCAAUAGAGAAAUAUUGGGCGAUUAUGAAGCAGGCCUUCCGGAAGAACCCGAAAGUUGUCAAAUCGGAGGCGGACUUCAAGAGAAAAUGGAUUUCUGUUAAAAAAAACUACAGCCUGACGUUUUAUAGAACCUUAUGGACGGGGUAA